AUGAAAAUCCAUUAUAUUAAUAUAUUAUUGUUUGAGCUUCCAUUAAAUAUAUUGAUAUAUAAUCAAAGGAACCAUAACAGCACCACACCACAUCAUCCACCAAAUACCAGGUUAUUAUGCGAAUGCGAAUUAUAUGAACUUGCCAACUAUGAUAAUGACCCACAAAUGAAAGAAGUCAUGGAAAAUUUCAUUAAACAGACACAGCAAAGAUUUCAUGAAUAUGACGAAAGGAUGAAAACUACACGUCAAAAAUGUAAGGAUAAAUGUGACAAAGAAAUUCAAAAAAUUAUUUUAAAAGAUAAAUUAGAAAAACAAAUGGCACAACAGUUAACCACAUUAGACCCGAAUAUAACCACUGAAGAUAUUCCCACAUGUAUUUGCGAAAAAUCUUUAGCAGAUAAAACAGAAAAGUUUUGUCUUAAUUGUGGAAAAACUAUGGGAGGGGUUGCCCCCGGUUGGGGUCUGGUCAGCGGUUUAGGUUAUGUAGGAUGGACAAAUUAUGUUACACAAACGGCUCUGCAAAAGGGUAUUGAAGCAGGUGUUAAAGAAGGGAUUCAAGGAUUAAAAAACUUUUUUGGUCUAGGUAAAUUAAUUACUAUUACUGAAAUAGAAAAUUUGAUUAAUUCUACAAGUUAUUUUAAAAAAAUGACAUAUGUUACAUUUACUCAGAGAAUAAAAAUUUCAAGGUGUGAAGGACCUCUAAGUUCUAGUAUACAAUUUUGUAGUGCUGCAAAUCAUCAGCCACAACGGGCGUUUUCGGAAGGAGCAUCAGGAAUAGCAGAAACUGCAGAAUAUAUGGCUGAAGUUGCUAAAGAAGGUGUAUUGGAAAAAGGCGCACAGGCAACUAGUAGUUUAACUACUGCAAUAAUUGCUUCUGUUGUUGCAAUACUAGUUAUAGUUUUAGUUAUGGUAAUUAUUUAUUUAAUAUUACGUUAUCUACGAAAAAAAAAAAUGAAGAAAAAACUCCAAUAUAUCAAAUUAUUAGAAGAAUAG
Molecule: messenger RNA, 993 nt
Organism: Plasmodium falciparum 3D7
Lineage: Eukaryota; Apicomplexa; Aconoidasida; Haemosporida; Plasmodiidae
Product: rifin
Exons: 2
Coding region: 1-993 (330 amino acids)
Source: RefSeq, a predicted model, not a curated record